Messenger RNA from Moneuplotes crassus, 1118 nucleotides. The record is from the annotation of a GenBank genome assembly. NCBI's taxonomy places the organism in Eukaryota, Ciliophora, Spirotrichea, Euplotida, Euplotidae.
UUUGAUUAUUAUAUAAUAAAGUCAUGAAUAGUUCGCAAGAAAUGAGUAUGAAGAACAUCACCAGCGAGGCCCUUGGCAUGAAAGUCAGGAAGCCUAGUGGAAACUACCUUUAUUUCAAGACCAGAGCUCGGUCCAGGAGCUUCGGCAGCUUGCCUGAUUUGUUCAACCAGGAUGAGUGCGAAGGAAGAGAAGGAACUGAUGAAAUUAGCCAUGGAAUGGACGAAGAAGGAAAGAUCUUCAAGUUCACCCCCAGUGACCCUAAGAUUAAGACCAAGUAUGCUGAAGUAAAGGAGCUGUUUCAAGAGGUCUUGAGUCCAACUGUUGUCACUCUUAUGACUGAGGUGGAAGAUGACAAGACUGUUAUCAAAAAGUCUCUAGUAAAAUCGAAGAUUUUAUGUGACACAGUGCUUGAAUCUUGCAGAAGAGAAUGAGCCAUUCACUCUUGCUUGAAGCACCCGAACAUCAUUGAGAUGUACGACUACACUGAGGACGAUGAAGAGUUCUCUUUGUUCAUGGAAUACGCUAACAAGCCUAUGUACUUGUCUGAGCUAGUGAACGACACACAUACUCCUGUUGAAGAUCAACAUAUGUUAAGGAAAAUUGCUGAAGAUAUCCUUAAAGGACUAAGCUAUAUCCAUGGUCGAGGUCUGAUUCAUGGAGACGUCAAACUUUGAAACAUGCUAUGCCAUGAAGAAAAUGACGUGAUUUCAGUGAAAAUUUGUGACUUUGGCCUAUCCUACAUAUUGGACCAAGAAAAAGGGAAUAAAGUAUUAAUUAAAGACGUCUCUGGAACUCUUGGACAUAUUGCGCCAGAGGUGAAAAGUAACUGCAUGAUCGGUCCAGAAGUAGACAUCUGGUGCUUUGGCCUAAUGCUAUAUGAACUUGCUGUGGCGUAUAAGCCAACCCAGCUGAAAAGCUACACGUACAGCAGCGGAGAUAUUCCCUUUAGGAGAGUCGACUGGAGGAGAAAGAGUCCUCUGCUCCAAGACCUUAUUCUAAAGUGAAUGAACUAUAAUCCCGAGAAGAGAAUCUCUGCUGAAGAAGCCCUCCAGCACCCUUGGAUCACUUCUCAGGAAUAAAUUAUUAAUUAACCUAUUGCUUACACCAAACCACGUUCU